AUGGCUGGCGGCUUGGGAUGUGUGGCUAGGGACAAGUAUGGCUGGUUUCAUGUUGCAGGUGGGGAAGGAGGCUUCCAGUGCGCUUCUGCGCUUGCUGCAGAAGCCGAGCCCCUUCGUGCUGGUGCAGCGGCCGGAGUGUUACAUGGUUGGCACAAGCUUGUUAUUGAAUCAGAUUCCAAAAUCCUUAUUGAGGCGCUACGGACAGGAACGAUUCCAGAGGCAAUUAACUUUAUAAUAAGGAGUCUUCCAUGA
This is a messenger RNA of Prunus armeniaca (apricot), 252 nucleotides long. Lineage: Eukaryota; Viridiplantae; Streptophyta; Magnoliopsida; Rosales; Rosaceae. The record is from the annotation of a GenBank genome assembly.